This is a messenger RNA of Dioszegia hungarica, 942 nucleotides long. RefSeq names its product ferritin-like domain-containing protein. NCBI's taxonomy places the organism in Eukaryota, Fungi, Basidiomycota, Tremellomycetes, Tremellales, Bulleribasidiaceae. The transcript has 4 exons. The coding region runs from base 1 to 942 and encodes 313 amino acids. The record is from RefSeq and is a predicted model, not a curated record.
AUGAAGUUCGCUGCUGUCGCCUCUCUCCUCGCUGCCGGUGUCGCCGUCGCCUCCCCGGUCGUCUCCAACCCCCUCAAGCGCGCUGCCGCCGUCACCGACCUCCAGGUCCUCCAGUACGCCCUCACCCUCGAGCACCUCGAGGCCGCCUACUACGCCCAGGGUCUCGCCAAGUUCAACUACGACGACUUUGCCAAGGCUGGCUUCCCCGACUGGGUCCGCGGCCGUGUCCUUGAGAUCUCUCAGCACGAGUCGUCCCACGUCAAGCUCCUCACCGCCGCCCUCGGUAACAACUCGGUCCCCGCGUGCCAGUACGCCUUCCCCCUCACCGACCCGCGCACCUUCAUCUCGUUCGCGUCCUUCCUCGAGAACAUCGGUGUCUCGGCCUACAUUGGCGCCAACCAGUACAUCUCGGACCCCCUCUACGCCACCGUCGCUGGCUCCAUCCUCGCCGUUGAGGCCCGCCACCAGGGCUUCUUCUCCGGCCCGGUCUUGACCCAGGCUGACUGGACUGGACCCUACGACACCCCCCUCGGCCUCGACAUGGUCUACACCCUUGCCGCCCAGCUCAUCACCUCGUGCCCCGCUGGCCCGUCCCUCCCGGUCACCGCCUCCAGCCCCCUCGCCCUCGCCGCCGGUCUCCCCGUCGGUCUCGCCACCGGUGGCUCCGCCGUCGCUCUGACUUACGCCAAGUCUUCGUCCUCGGUCCCGGGCCCCGUCAACGCCGUCCUCUACAACGGUCUUGGCUCUGUCUUCCUUCCCUACACUGACGGCAAGGUCACCAUCCCCAAGGAGAUCCAGGGCUUCAGCUACGUGAUCCUCACCAACGCCGCCGACGCCGCUUCCGUCACCACCGCCAACACCGUCGCCGGCCCCGCCGUCAUCAACACCCCCUUCGACGCCUUCCAGUCCAACGCUGGCUUCAAGAACCCCUUCGGCGCGUAA